Spodoptera frugiperda (fall armyworm) is the source of this 1644-nucleotide messenger RNA. RefSeq names its product gem-associated protein 2 (gene Gem2). Lineage: Eukaryota; Metazoa; Arthropoda; Insecta; Lepidoptera; Noctuidae. Gene Ontology annotation, cellular component: nucleus; spliceosomal complex; SMN complex. Gene Ontology annotation, biological process: spliceosomal complex assembly; spliceosomal snRNP assembly. The transcript has 4 exons. The coding region runs from base 140 to 967 and encodes 275 amino acids. The record is from RefSeq and is a predicted model, not a curated record.
AGAGUUUGUCACUGUCAAUCUGUCAUGGCAAAACUUCACGUUCACUUUGAGUUUGGUAUUUUGAAAUUUUAUUUAAAUAAAUUAAAUUAAAAGAUACUUAUUAAUAACAUUUCUGUAUACAAAUAGUGUCCAUAACAUAAUGGCUGCCAAAAAGAUUGUAUUUAAGCCAGACAAUGAUGAUGACGAAUACGAAUAUUUAGGAACACAAUGUUUUCAAAUCAAUCCUAAUGUUGAAGAGAAAGAAAUUCCUACGAACGGCGAGGAAUAUCUACUAAAAGUGGUUAAGGAACGUGCGAAAUAUGCAACGGUAACAAAGUGUGAUUUAGAUAUAUCAGAAAUAAAUAAGAAACGUUGCAAUACUGUAAACGAGCAUGUAAAUCCUGUGCGGCCAGAACUAUUAAAACCAACAAUAGAAUGGCAAAACAUUCAAAUAGCGGACUUCUCAGAUCUUCACAUGUACGUCAUUCGUAUGGCUGCAAGAAAAAAAAAUUCACUGCCUUCGAUAUUUGAAGAAACAUAUAAAGACUUUUUGGAGGAUGGUGAGAUACAGUGGGAGAAGGUAUUUGAAAGUACGGAGCCUACACUCUCACAUGUUGUUGGGUUAACACACAAUGCAAUUGAAACUGGAUUAGAAACCAUAUUGUCGAUCCUUCAACAAGUACAACCAGGACAGUCUAUUGAUAGAAGAACAGGAUUAUGGCUCCAUGCACUGCUUACUGUCACAAGGCAUCCACCACAGUCAGAUGACAGUUUUCUACUUAGGAAGAUUUGCAGAAGAUGUGCUGAAAUAAGAGCGAGUAUUGACCAAAAUGAUGAAAAAGCAAGAGAACUAGCAACACCUUUGAAUAUUUUUAUAUGUAUCAUAGCAAAGUACUUUGGACAGCAUGACUUAGGUGACUAUGAACUCGAUGAUUCCAAAGUAGCUCAAAUUUAUUAUGACUCAAAAGUAGCACAGAUAUAUUAUUGAUGUGGAUUUUAAUGUUUACUCCUAGGUCAAAGAGAGAAGUAGUCUUUAAUACGAAUGAGACUGAUUGCCAAUGUAAGACAUAAUUUAUGGUAUGUGAAGACAACCAUUUUAAUAAAUAAAAACAUCUAAUCAUUACAUACACAUUGGCAUUGGCAUGUAUGUAGUAACUGGUUUGCUUAUAAAUAAAGUAUUGAUUUAUUAUGUACUAGCUCCUGCCAGCGGGUUCGCCCGUGGGACAAAAAUAUCCUAUACUAUACUAUAGUAUCCUUUCACUCAAGUCAGUUCAUAUGCUGUCUGUAUACCAAUUCUUAUCAAAAUCUGUUCAGUAGUUUCAGUGUGAUUGACGGAAACCAUCUAAAAAAGCAAAUAUUCACAUUUAUAAUGUUAUAGUGUGUAAAAUUGUAGAUAUGUCUUUUUAUGUAUGUACUUAGAGUCUAUAAUACAUUUGUGCCUAGUUGUGUUCUAAAUCUGGGAACAUUACAUUUUCAUCAAAAUUGAAUCUUAUUUGUCAUACUUAAUGACUGAAUUCGUUAUUUAAAUUUAAACUAUGUAUUUGUGCUAUUGUCUAGCAAUAAUUUGCUUUAGAAAUACUUUUCACUUAAGUCUUAGGUAAAACUUUUAUUAAUGAAAUGUAUAUUUUUAUGAUGUGCCUAACAAUAUACUUCAUUUUUACUGAU